Molecule: messenger RNA, 1556 nt
Organism: Anastrepha obliqua
Lineage: Eukaryota; Metazoa; Arthropoda; Insecta; Diptera; Tephritidae
Gene: Kdsr
Product: 3-ketodihydrosphingosine reductase
Exons: 4
Coding region: 225-1208 (327 amino acids)
Biological process (GO): sphingolipid biosynthetic process
Cellular component (GO): endoplasmic reticulum membrane
Molecular function (GO): 3-dehydrosphinganine reductase activity
Source: RefSeq, a predicted model, not a curated record
CUUAAGCAUUUCUAGUGAAAACAAGAACGACAACUUCCUACUGCUUUCCAACAACUUCACUCUUUUGUCAGUUAAUUAUUUCUAACAUUUUCCCUUUUAAAAGAGGGAGAAUCGUGUUUCUAUUACCAAUUUGAAAUAAAUACCCUCGCUUUAUUAUUAAUUAAGUAACAACGAUCGAAAGCAAAGUAGGUGCAAGAAUCGGAAGCAACAACUUUCUAAUAAUUAUGGAGUUAACGUUAGAAAUAUGGUUGUGGAUAUCAAUUGUAAUUUUGGCUCAUGCUGGUGUAUACGUGUUCGUGAUGAAUAAGCGAGCAAAACGGCUGGUAGGCCGUCAUGUGGUUGUUACUGGUGGGUCGCGCGGCAUUGGACUUUGUCUGGCUGUGGAAUGUGCAAUGAAGGGAGCUAAUGUAACGGUAAUUGCACGUAAUGAAAAAUUACUUAGUGGUGCUGUAGCGCUCAUGGAUGUUAUACGCCAAGUGCCCGAUCAAAAAUUUCAGUACCGUUGCCUUGAUAUCAGUACUAACUAUGACGAAGUCGCAUGUGCGCUUAAUGAAGUAGAAAAGACUUUAGGAGAUAUCUAUAUGCUAGUUAAUUGUGCUGGUAUGGCGAUUUGCGGCGUCUAUGAAGAUGUGUCUGAGGCAGAUGCGCGCAAACUAAUGGAUAUCAAUUAUUGGGGAAGUUACAAUUGCACCCGCUACGUACUGCCCAAAAUGAAGGCAGCUAGAGAAGGUAUAAUUGUGUUUACCUCAUCAUUAGCGGCUCUCUUUGGGAUUUAUGGUUAUGGACCAUAUACGGCUUCAAAAUAUGCUGUACGUGGCAUGGCCGAAACGAUCGCCAUGGAAACACGUCACCUGGGGAUAUUAGUCACAUUGGCAUUGCCAGCGGAUACAGAUACGCCUGGUUUCGAAAACGAAGAGAAAACAAAGCCAAAGGAAACAAAAAUUAUAUCCGGUGGCGGGGGCUUAGCAGAACCACAGCAGGUUGCGAAACGUAUACUUCACGAUGCUUUGCGCGGUAACUUUAUAUCAAUAUUAGGGGUGGAAAGUUGGUUCCUUACACUCCUAGGAGGUGGCCUUUUCCGCUGGGGCGGUUUCUUUCAAAAUAUUCUGCAUGCAUUAUUGCUGGGCCCACUACGCAUAAUUGGCUGCUUUUUGCAUUUGCACUUUGAACGGAUCAUAAAGAAUUGUGCAAAGGAAAAGAAGGAGUGAUGUGGUGAAUAUAUCACCGAUACAUAACAUUUUUUUUAUUUAUUUCAUAAACGCAUUUAUUAAUUUUAUAUACUUAAAAUUACGCUUAAUUACCCACUUAAUUACUUGUAUUCAAUUAGGGUGCCUUUUUAAGAAAUUUUGAAGCAAACAUAAAUUCGCAAAAAUUUUAUGUGCUCCACUAAUGUAAUUUUCAGAACAAUAAAAAUAUCAAAAAUUAGCCAAAGAUUAAUCCAUCUACAAAGUAAAAAAAAAAACUUUUUUAUAUCUUAUAAAAUAUUAUAAGUAUGUCGAUGUUGGUGGAAGAGGAAAUUGUUUAAUAAAGUUUUAAUUUUGGAUAACUCAGAUUUA